CGGCGGGCCUGGCGGGUGGGCCUGGGGUGCGGAGAGAACGCGGCUUCGGUGCUCGGAGAGCCAGGCCUUUCCUGGGCGCUGCGGAGCAGGAGCAUCCAGCUCUUCGGGAGGGCCGGCCUUGUCGACCGGCUGCCGUGUAUAAACUCUGCUGAGGAUGAACGGGCCGCGCGGGCGCGGGUACCGGCAACCACAAAUGGGCUGUCCGUACGCCCAGUUCAGUAGGAUGUCCUUUGGCUAGACCAUCAUCGGCAAGAGCCCUGAGUGUAUUCCGUUCAGGGACGUUAGUUUCGCUCUGAUUUGCAAGGAUUAGUGUCGUCUUCUUUUUCUUUGACUUGGUCCACAUUCCAGAGUUUCUUGCAAAUGUCCUGGACGAAUUCAUGGGCAAGUUCAGCAAUGUCCGCAGAUAACCGAGAACCGUUUCUUGUGAAGUUUUUAAAGUGUUCAGAUAAUUCCGAAUGUUUUUUUAAAGCUCUUGAGUCAAUGAAAAAAUUCCAAUCAGAAGAGUAUCUUCAGAUUAUUACCGAAGAAGAGGCAUUGAAAAUAAAGGAAAAUGAUAGAUCUCUUUAUAUCUGUGACCCUUUUAGUGGUGCUGCCUUUGAUCACCUUAAAAAGCUUAGCUGCAGAAUUGUUGGUCCCCAAGUAGUCUUAUUUUGUAUACACUACCAGCAGUGUGUCCCAAGAGCUGAACAUCCAGUUUAUAAUAUGGCUAUGUCUGAUGUAACUGUAUCUUGUACAAGCCUGGAUAAAGAGAAGAGGGAAGAAGUUCAUAAGUAUGUACGAAUGAUGGGUGGACGAGUAUACAGAGACCUUAAUGUAUCAGUAACUCACCUCGUUGCAGGAGAAGUUGGUAGCAAAAAAUAUUUAGUUGCUGCAAAUCUAAAGAAACCUAUUUUGCUUCCUUCUUGGGUAAAAACACUUUGGGAGAAGUCACAAGAGAAUGAAAUAACUAGACAUACCGAUGUGAACAUGGAAGAGUUCAGGUGUCCUGUUUUUCUUGGUUGCGUGAUCUGUGUGACUGGUUUGUGUGUCCCGGAUAGGAAGACAGUUCAGCAGCUCACAAUCAAGCAUGGAGGCCAGUACAUGGGACAGUUGAAAAUGAAUGAAUGUACACACCUGAUUGUGCAGGAACCAAAAGGUCAGAAAUAUGAAUGUGCCAAAAGAUGGAACGUACACUGUGUGACCACACAGUGGUUCUUUAACAGCAUUGAGAAAGGUUUUUGUCAAGAUGAGUCUAUAUACAAGACAGAACCUAGAGUAGAAGCAAAGACACUGCCUGAUACUUCAACUCCCACUGGUCAGACCAGCACUACUGAUAGCCGUACUCUUUCAGACGUCAGCCACAUUUCCAAUAUAAAUGGAAGUUGUAUAAAUGAAUCCAUAUGCAAUUCAAUUCAUAAUAGCAAAUUGGAACCUACACUCGAAAACCUAGAAAAUCUGGACAUCAGUGCAUUUCAAGCACCUGAAGAUUUAUUAGAUGGUUGUCGGAUAUAUCUUUGCGGUUUUAGUGGCAGAAAGCUAGAUAAACUGAGAAGGCUUAUUAACAGUGGAGGUGGAGUUCGUUUUAAUCAGCUUAAUGAAGAUGUAACUCAUAUUAUUGUGGGAGAUUAUGAUGAUGAAUUGAAGCAGUUUUGGAAUAAGUCAGCACACAGGCCUCAUGUAGUGGGAGCAAAAUGGUUGCUGGAGUGUUUUAAUAAAGGUUACAUGCUUCCUGAAGAAAUGUAUAUUCAUGCCAGCUACAAGCCAGUAGAAAUUCCAGCUUCAGAUCAGCCUGAGAGUAAAACAGCUCUUUCAAAAAAGAACAGCAGCUUCUCUAAGAAAGACUUUGGUCCUAGUGAAAUGCGUGAACAAGCUGAUGAGGAUCUGCUCUCUCAAUAUGUAAACAAUAACUCCACAGUAGUGGAUGCUAACAAGUCUGAAGCUGCAGAGUCUGAAGUUGGGCCCUGUAAUGGUUCUACUCAUGUUGAGCCCUUUAAUGAUUCUACUCACAUUUCUCUACAAGAAGGAAACCAAUCUUCUGUCAGUCAUUGCUUCCCUGAUGUUUCUACAAUUACUGAAGAAGGCUUAUUUAGCCGAAAGAGUUUCCUUAUUUUGGGUUUUAGUAAUGAAAAUGAAUGCAGUAUUGCAAGCGUCAUAAGAGAAUAUGCUGGAAAGGUUGUGUCCCUUCCUAGCAGAGUUGUUGCUGAUUAUGCUGUGGUGCCUUUGCUGGGAUGUGAAGUAGAGGCAACUGUGGGAGAAGUCGUUACAAAUACAUGGCUGGUUACUUGUAUAGACUAUCAGACCUUAUUUGAUCCAAAGUCAAAUCCUCUCUUCACACCAGUCCCAGUCAUGACAGGAAUGACGCCUUUACAGGACUGUGUGCUUUCAUUCAGCCAGUAUGUUGGAGCAGAAAAAGAUUCUCUGAUAUUCUUAGCAAAUCACCUUGGAGCAAGUGUUCAAGAAUACUUUGUUCGCAAAUCCAAUGCAAAGAAAGGCAUGCUUGCCAGUACACAUCUUAUAUUGAAAGAACCAGUUGGUUCUAAGUACCAAGCUGCAAAGAAGUGGAAUUUACCAGCAGUCACUGUCGCUUGGCUGUUGGAGACCGCUCGGACGGGAAAGAGAGCAGAGGAAAGCCGUUUUCUGAUUGAAAAUUCACCCACAGAACAAAAGUUGGAAGCUGAAAUAACAAAUGGAGAGACGCUAAAUCCACAUACUUCAGUGUGCCCUGCCACCCAUGUGGAGCCUAUCAGAAAAAUGGCCAUUACACCUUUGGAUAUGAACCGCUUUCAGAGUAAAGCUUUCCGUGCUGUACUGUCACAACACACUGGGCAGGUUCCAGCCUCUUCAGCAGUAGAAAAGCUACUUCAGAAGGAGCCCUCAGUACACCUGGACACACCAUCAAAAUUUCUGUCUAAGGACAAACUCUUUAAGCCUUCCUUUGAUGUGAAGGAUGCACUUGCAGCCUUGGAAACGCCAGGAGGUCCCAGCAAGCAGAAAAAGAAACUGAGUCCACCACUCUCGGAAGUCAUUGUCAGAAAUUUGAAACUUGCUUUGGCAAAUAGCUCUCGAAAUGCUGCUGCUCUUUCUGCCAGCCCUCAACUGAAGAACACCCAAUCAGAAAAGGAAGAAGCUCCGAAGCCACUUCACAGAGUUGUCAUAUGUGUGAGUAAAAAACUCAGUAAGAAGCAGAGUGAGCUGAACGCGAUUGCAGCCUUCCUAGGAGCAGAGUACAGGUGGAGUUUUGAUGAGACAGUGACACAUUUCAUCUAUCAAGGCCGGGCAAAUGAUAGCAAUCGAGAGUAUAAAUCUGUAAAAGAAAGAGGAGUACACAUUGUUUCAGAGCACUGGCUUUUAGAAUGUGCCCAGGAAUGUAAGCAUCUUCCUGAAUCCCUUUAUCCUCAUACUUACAAUCCCAAAAUGAGCCUGAAUAUCAGCGCAGUGCAAGAUGACCGACUCUGUAAUGGUCAAAUACUUUCAGCUGUUUCUGCAGUAAAGGACAGUGAGCUUGCUCAUUUGCCUAUAGAAGAAAAUGAUGUAGACAAUAUGACUACCAGUAACAAAGAAUCAACACUGUCAAAUGGAAGUGGAAGGAAUGAUUCUAAAGGAGCUCUAACACAGACCUUGGAGAUGAGAGAGAACUUCCAAAAGCAGCUGCAGGAGAUAAUGUCUGCAACCUCCAUAGUGAAACCUCAAGGACAGAGGACUUCCCUGUCAAGAAGUGGUUGUAACAGCACCUCUUCAACCCCAGAAAGCACCCGCUCCACUCGCAGUGGGCGGAGUCGAGUCCUCGAGGCGCUGAGACAGUCUCGUCAGAUAGCACCUGAUGUUAACACAGAGCCCUCCCAGAAUGAGCAGAUCAUUUGGGAUGACCCUACAGCUAGGGAGGAGAGAGCAAAGCUCGCCAGCAAUUUGCAGUGGCCUAGUUGUUCCACACAGUACUCAGAGCUUCAGGCUGAUGUUAAAAAACUGGAGGAUUCUCCUUUUCCAGAGCCUCUGUGCGAUUCAAAAAUUGCUGAAAAAGUGUCACAUUGCAGCACUGUACUGCCCUCAGCUGUCUGUGAUCCUGGAAACAAAUGUGGGACUGAAGCCCUAAAACACCCCAUCUCUGAAGAACUGGAAACUCCAACAAAAGACGAUCACUUGAUCCCUACGCCUCAAGCCCCAAGUAUUGCCUUCCCUUUGGCCAACCCACCGGUGGCUCCACACCCUAAAGAAAAGAUUGAAACAAUAGAGGAGACUCGUGAAGAAUUAAAAAAGCAGUACAUAUUUCAGUUGUCAUCUCUGAAUCCUCAAGAACGUAUUGAUUAUUGUCAUCUGAUUGAAAAACUAGGUGGGGUAGUGAUGGAGAAGCAGUGCUUCGAUCCCAGCUGUACACACAUUGUUGUGGGACACCCACUGCGAAAUGAGAAGUACUUAGCUUCCGUGGCAGCUGGGAAGUGGGUGCUUCACCGCUCCUACCUGGAAGCAUGCAGGACUGCUGGCCACUUCGUGCAGGAAGAAGACUAUGAAUGGGGAAGCAGCUCCAUACUUGAGGUGUUGACUGGCAUCAGUGUACAACAGCAAAAACUAGCGCUUGCAGCAAUGAGAUGGAGAAAAAAGCUCCAGCAAAGACAAGAAACAGGCAUUGUUGAGGGAGCAUUUAGCGGGUGGAAGGUUAUUUUACACGUUGACCAGUCCCGAGAAGCAGGAUUCAAGCGUCUUCUUCAGGCAGGAGGGGCAAAGGUGCUACCUGGUCAUUCUCUACCUUUAAUUAAAGAGGCUACCCAUCUCUUUUCUGAUGUAAAUAAACUGAAACCAGAUGACUCAGGAGUUAAUAUGGCAGAAGCUGCUGCCCAGAAUGUGUACUGCUUGAAAACAGAAUACAUUGCCGAUUAUCUUAUGCAGGAAUCUCCUCCUCCUGUAGAAAACUACUGUCUACCAGAAGCUGUUUCAUUUCUUCAAAAUAAUAAGGAACCUGGGCCUGGCUUAUCACAAAAGAGGAAAGCCCCUGCAGAGAAAAAUAAAACCAAACGGUCUAGAGUGUACUAAUCAUAGAGCCAUGCUUUGGUUGCCAAACGUGAAAUGUUUAAGUUAAUGGCCUCAGUCCUCCUGUGGUGGCUUUGUGUAAUAAGGGCAAGUGCCUAAAGAAUUGCUUCAGAAAGUAAUGAUGAUGCCAUUUGAAGUUUUUAACACCUGAAAUGUAAUCAUUGCAAUACUGUUCCUUAAUUUAAAAGAACGUUACCUGUAGUAGCAACAAAGUACAACUCCUUAGCUAGCUUGUUUUUAAAACACACCGAUGGGUACAAAGCACUGUUUACUUUUCUUGUUAGCAAUUGCGGCUGUAGCUCAGUGGAAGUUGCAUGAUGAUGAGUUUUGCUCCCGAAUAUCUCCGUUAAUUCAUAAAAGCAAAAGUUGUCAAUUGGGAGUUUUCAUGUUUCCCAGAUUUUUAUUUUUUCACCAUUUUACCUCUUUAAUAGGCACCUGAGCACCUAUUAAAGAGGAACCCGGGGCUCUAACCCUAUAUACAUGUGCUGUAUAUAUGUAUAUGUAUGUUUGUAUAAACCUCCAUGGUGUUUGCCAGCUUUGAGCACCAAAACUUGGAAAAUGUGACAAUAAAGAAUAAAACAGUGACUCAGAUUA
This is a messenger RNA of Chinchilla lanigera (long-tailed chinchilla), 5595 nucleotides long. RefSeq names its product topoisomerase (DNA) II binding protein 1 (gene Topbp1). The transcript has 28 exons. The coding region runs from base 361 to 5004 and encodes 1547 amino acids. NCBI's taxonomy places the organism in Eukaryota, Metazoa, Chordata, Mammalia, Rodentia, Chinchillidae. Gene Ontology annotation, biological process: mitotic DNA replication checkpoint signaling; mitotic G2 DNA damage checkpoint signaling; DNA replication initiation. The record is from RefSeq and is a predicted model, not a curated record.